Molecule: messenger RNA, 285 nt
Organism: Colletotrichum tamarilloi
Lineage: Eukaryota; Fungi; Ascomycota; Sordariomycetes; Glomerellales; Glomerellaceae
Exons: 2
Coding region: 1-285 (94 amino acids)
Source: RefSeq, a predicted model, not a curated record
AUGCCAGGUGACAGCCGACAUCGAGAUGCCCACUGCUCCAUUGAUGUCCAAGGUGGCCUCGUCAGAAUUUUCCCCUGUCCAAUGAUACGGUCUCUAUUGACGCGUAGGAUUCUCAAGUUCACCUCAGACUGGAAGACCGACAUAAAUUUGGCAAUCAUCAGGCUCCAUACGCUCUACGAGACUUGGAAGACAUUGACGCCAAGGAGGCGGCACAGCAGGGUCUCUAAUUGCGGCCUAUGGUAUCCUCGCAGAGCUUCAUGCACUGCCAGACGUCGGCUGCACUAG